Molecule: messenger RNA, 615 nt
Organism: Acanthamoeba castellanii str. Neff
Lineage: Eukaryota; Discosea; Longamoebia; Acanthamoebidae
Product: 5-oxoprolinase (ATP-hydrolyzing), putative
Exons: 5
Biological process (GO): glutathione metabolic process
Cellular component (GO): cytosol
Molecular function (GO): 5-oxoprolinase (ATP-hydrolyzing) activity
Source: RefSeq, a predicted model, not a curated record
AUGUCCAUCUCCUCGGUGCCGCUGUCGCUGUCGCUCGGCUUCUUGGUCGCGGCCUUUUUUGGCCUUCGGCUUCUUGGUGGCGACGACGACCCGUACCUGGAUUUGAGGUACGAGGGAACGGACACGAUUCUGCGCACCAAGCAGCCGGCAGUCGGAAGCGAGUUCGAGGGCGACUACGAGGGCGCCUUCAAGGCCGAGUACCAGCGCGAGUACGGGUUCACCAUUAAGGAGCGCGCCGUCGUUGUCGAUAACAUCCGCGUCCGCGCCAUCGGCGUCACCGCCAACGUCAAGCGCAUCCCCAAGCUCAAGCUUGACGCCCCCUUCUCCGAGAGAAACGCUGCCCCACAUGGUGGAGUACACGACGUGCUAUUUCGAGGGCGGCGGGUGAAGACGCCGGUCUACCAGCUCUCAGAUCUGGGCGCCGACGACAUCGUCGUAGGUCCGGCGAUCAUCAUCGACAAGACGAGCACGAUCGUGAUCGAGCCCCUGUGCAAGGCCAAGAUCACCAACUGGGGCGACAUCUCCAUCGAGGUCCAGUCGGCCCGCAAGGCCUCCAUCGGGACGGAUUUGGAUCCGAUCCAGCUGUCGCUGUUCAGCAACCGGUUCAUGAGCAUC